AUGAAGAAGGUGGAAAGACCUCGGCCAUUGCAGAACCUAGCUGGACUAGACCAGUCCCGAUACUGUGCAUUCCAUGACGGGCCGGGUCACACCACAGAUGAGUGUUGGGACCUCAAAGACGCCAUCGAAAGAGUGGAAGGUCGGGGUAAGAAGCCGGCUAGGGAAGACGACGAGUUCCAGGAGCUGAAAUUCGAGUGUAAUGUGAUCAGCGGAGCUUUCGGUGGCGGGGGAGACACUAUGAACGCCCGACAAAAAUACUUGAGGGAGGUACUCUCAAUAAGGGAAUGCCCCAAGUUUAAAGAAGAAGAAACAGAGCCACCGUUGUUAUAUUUCACAAAGAAAGAGCUGGAGGAUGUGAUGCCAGGGCAUGUCGAUGGCUUGGUAAUUACAGGAACGCUGGUCAAUUGCAGAGUUAAGAAGAUUUUUCUAGAUAAUGGAAGCUGCGCUGACAUAAUUCUAUGGCACACAUUCUAA
Molecule: messenger RNA, 474 nt
Organism: Gastrolobium bilobum
Lineage: Eukaryota; Viridiplantae; Streptophyta; Magnoliopsida; Fabales; Fabaceae
Exons: 2
Coding region: 1-474 (157 amino acids)
Source: RefSeq, a predicted model, not a curated record